[Candida] anglica is the source of this 1485-nucleotide messenger RNA. Lineage: Eukaryota; Fungi; Ascomycota; Pichiomycetes; Serinales; Debaryomycetaceae. The record is from the annotation of a GenBank genome assembly.
CGGAUUGUCAUGGAAUCGUGGGAACAGGUCUUGUGUGCCCUUGUGAUAGCUGCAGCCAUAGACUGGGCCUAUAGGUGGUAUCUUGACACCAGUAGAGAUGUCAAUGCUGUUUAUUUGCAACAACAAUCCACCAUUGGAAGCACAAGAAAGUCAGAAGAAUCCGCCAUUUAUACAUCUAGUAAACUCCAUCAAGGACUUAGAGGCGGGUUGGAAAUUAGAUAUGAUCACUACAAGAUUCGUAGUGGGAACAUGCGUGAUGUAUGGGAGCUUCUUAUCAAUCAAACUCGUAGAACGGGCCAAGAUUCCAAAUGGUUCAGGACAUCAAAUUGGCUGAUUACAGUUGGUCAAUUGAAUUCUGCCAUGAAAACCUUGGGUGAACAAUUAACUGCCAAUUCCAUAUCUGUAGUAAAUUUUGUUAAAGAUGAUCUUUUCCAACUGCCAGAAUCUUUAGUUGUAUUGAUUGCAUGUUUGACCCAUCAGGUGACUGUACAUUUCAUUGAUUUAAACGAGAUCAAUGAUGACAUUUCCUAUGAUUCAACCAAGCAAGUUGUGGGCGAAUUCCCCAUCAUUUUUUCAGAAAAAUCAUCAUCUCUUGAAUUUAAAAAUGUAUACGAAAAGAAAUUUGAUGAAGGAGUCGCUAUAAAGGUUACUACAAAGAAGGGGAGAUUUAUUACUAGAAGUACAUUUACUCAAGCAAAUUUUACCAGUGCAUUGGCAUCAUUUUUAAAGCAUCUUCCAGAAGAUCAUGCAUUGACUUCUAGUGAUAGCUUGGAAUUGAUCCACGAGAAUGGAUUGGAAGUAAACUCAAUCUUAACCAUGUUAGCAACUUGUAUCACCAAUACCACCCUCUGUAUCAACAAAGAAACCACGGAGAAGCCUACUAUUUUGAAGCUUAGUGAUCAAAAAUUUGUAGAGUUUGCAGAUGAAAAUUUGAAACCUUCUUCAACAUCUUUCCCAUAUUCCAUUAGUCUUAAAAGAUCAAUUAAUUUGUUAUCACAAGGAAUAUUUUCUCCAAUUUUCCCUCGAAUCAUCAAAUCCAAUUCAAAGUUUCUGGAAUUAAGAUUGAUUUAUAUCACUCAUGAGCUUGGUCUGCCAAUGUUGAUAACUCCCGCAGAACUCAAUAAAUGGAGAGCACUUUCCGGAGCACGUAUUGUUGUCGAACACAUCCAUCCAGGAGUUGUUGGAUCUGUUUUAGUUACAGAUUUUUAUGAUUAUAGAAAUCUCGAAUUAUCCCCCACCAAAAUCUCUGGAUAUGGAGGAAUUUCUCAAUCUUUAGAAAUAAAAUUAAUCAAUGAAGAUAAGAAAUCAGGAUAUGACGGUACAUACGGACAAAUUUAUGUUCGUGGAUAUAUAAUUGGAACUACUGAAAAACAAGUUGUUGGAUUACCACAGGGCCCACAACAUAACCAGCCAAAUGAAGGAUUUAUGCCACUUGGAUUGCUGGGUAAAUGGGGUAAUGAUGGAUGUUUAUAUGUAAAUAGAUAA